This is a messenger RNA of Aricia agestis (brown argus), 776 nucleotides long. RefSeq lists its product as uncharacterized. The coding region runs from base 29 to 679 and encodes 216 amino acids. NCBI's taxonomy places the organism in Eukaryota, Metazoa, Arthropoda, Insecta, Lepidoptera, Lycaenidae. The transcript has 5 exons. The record is from RefSeq and is a predicted model, not a curated record.
UCGUCAAUCGUCGCUCAUAUCAGUCAAGAUGAAGCAGCUCCUCCUCCUCUCCGUGCUGGCGGUUGCGCACGCGCAGUUCCAAAAUGGCCGCAUCCUGGAACCACCUGUACCCUCGCAGUGCGUGCAGAGGAUCAUACACGAGAGAUACUCCGACAACAAGGGUUACUUCUUUUCAUGGCGGGAUCCGUCUCUUCGCAACGUCGAAUACGACUGGCUAACCGCAAGGAACUACUGUCGCCAGCGCUGCAUGGACCUCGUCUCCUUGGAAACCAGCGACGAAAACGAAUGGGUCAAAGCCAGAAUUACACAAGAUAAGGUGAAAUACAUCUGGACGUCUGGUCGUCUCUGCGACUUCAAGGGCUGCAACCGGCCCGACCUGCUGCCCAACGAGAUCAACGGCUGGUUCUGGACGGCCGAGCUGCAGAAGUUGGCGCCCACCACCAACAGACAGCAGAACGACUGGUCUGAAGGCGGCGGCAUCGGCAAACCUCAGCCAGAUAACAGAGAGCUCAUCCAAGGAGGAGCGGCGGAACACUGCGUGGCCAUCUUGAACAACUUCUACAACGAUGGCGUGCACUGGCACGACGUCGCCUGCCACCACGUGAAGCCAUUCGUGUGCGAGGAGAACGACGCCCUCCUCAAAUACGUCCGCUACACCAACCCCAACUUGAGAGUUUAAACUUGCUUGCAUAGUGUCGUGCUGACUUCCUGAUGACUACCAGGGCCCAGUAGGCCUACUACGAAACCGUUUUGCGACUCAAACAAUCGGACGAGAA